CUCCGCAGUCAGACUGGUGUUGAUUGGUUCAUGGACAGGUCUGCUCUGUAGCAGCUGCCGUCAUCCCAGACGUGCUGUGGAUGCUGACUGCUGGCUGAUCUCUCACUCUCCUGGUGCUAAUGGACUGCGGUCUUCAUCGGCUCUGCUUGGAUACAUCAGACAGAUGGACGCUGAGGAUCCGGGGCUGAGAUAAGCCUUCUGUGUCUCCGCCGAGCUGCUGCAGCGCCGCGCACGCAGGAAAAGACGUGGGCACUGUAGCCGAAAACACAGCAAUACAGGGAAUUCACAUUUUAUUUGACCAGCGAGGCGUGCUUCCGGAAAGGUUUGCCUUUUUUUUUUUCGCACAACACCUCCUCGAUAAUGGUCCCGACGCUGCUCUCUAUGGGUGAUGUGAGCUGAACUAGCGGGGAAGCCGCAGAGGAGCUGUCCGUCUGUCGAGGUGCUGAUGCGGCUGUGACAAACGAGCAUGGCUGCCGGAAAGUUAUUGCUCUACGCCGGGCUCUCUCUUUCUCUUUGCGCCCUGGGCAUGCUGGCCGUGGCGAUGUGCUCUGAUCAUUGGUACGAGACAGACGCCAGGAGGUACAGGGAGCGGUGCAGAAGCUUUUCUAGCCGCCGCAAGGACCCUGGCUUCAUCUACAUCCCCAACAACAGCCUGCCGCUGCGCGGCAGCCGGAGCACACCUGCCAAAAAAAAGCUGCGGGCCCGGAACCGGCGGCAGCUGUUUGCCAUGAGCGCUGCGGAUGAGUGCAGCAGGCAGUAUAACUCGACCAACAUGGGGCUGUGGAGGAAAUGCCAUCGGCUUGGUUUCGACCAAGAAAUCGAAGAUCUCAUCCGGAAAGGCUCCAUUGCAAGGUGCUCCUACAUCAAGUAUCACUACUCCUCAGCUACAAUACCCAAAAACCUCUCAUACAACAUCACCAAGACCAUAAGGCAGGACGAGUGGCACUCCCUACACUUGCGGCGAAUGACAGCAGGCUUCAUGGGCAUGGCUGUGGCCAUCAUCCUGUUUGGCUGGAUAAUCGGUGUGCUCGGCUGCUGCUGGGAUCGAGGCCUCAUGCAAUAUGUGGCCGGUCUCCUCUUCCUCAUGGGAGGAACCUUCUGCAUUAUCUCUCUCUGUACCUGUGUUGCUGGUAUCAACUUUGAGCUUUCCCGUUACCCACGGUAUCUGUAUGGCCUGCCUGAUGACAUUGGCCAUGGCUAUGGCUGGUCCAUGUUCUGUGCCUGGGGAGGCCUUGGCCUGACCCUCAUUGCCGGCUUCUUCUGCACCCUGGCUCCUUCCAUCCAGCCAAUACCCCGAUCUACCUGCCCCAAGUCCCGACAGGAGAAUGGCACUGUCUGCUAAAGCUGGCAGCUGUGAGAAGACCAACUUACCCAACCCAAAAAACAACAAACAGAAAAAACUGUUCCAUCUGUUCAUCUGUUCACUUAUCUCCAGUCUCUCUUGGCUCCAUUUUUUUAUGUGUGUGUGUGUUUAAAAUGGGUGUCUUGAUGAUCUGCUAUCUUGAAAAUAACAGAAAAAAAACUAAACUAAAGAAAUGUUAUCAAAAAUUUGAAGUUGUGUUUGUUUUGUUUUGUGGAACAGACACUUAAAUGGAGAAAUGGUUGCAAAGGAGACACUGAGAGACAAAUUUUUGGCUAGCGAGUGGGUGUGGAAAAAGUGUUCAACCUAAGAACUGCUUAUAUCUUAUAGGUUAUUAAGUGGCCUACUGUGAUUGUGGUGAACUGAAUGAAUCACCAGUACUGGAGGGAAACAAUGAUAUUACUAAGAUUAAAUAAAGAUCUUUUUGAAGUUACUUUUCUGAACUCGCCCUCCAGGAGCAUCAAAGAAUGGGCCAGACGUGAAACUGUGGGAUUAUGUUAGUGGCCAUCUGAUGACUUUAAAUCAUCUAACUUCUGAGGUCCCUCCAGUUAUUUGAGAGACACAUGGGCAGCAAGGAGAUCCAGGACCUCCACUGUUGUACAUUAUUGUACAGAGUAAUGCAAACAAAUGACAACCGUGAACUCUCAUGUCAGAUCAUUUUCAUUUAUGUCUGGUUGCAUUCCAUUAUGUCUGUUGAUCCAAUAAGCCAUUUAGCAUUUUAUACAUGUAUUCCUCUUUUAUUCAAAGUGUAUUUUCCUUUUUACUGAACCUUCAUAUUGUGAACAAACUACUGACUGAGCAUACGUUCAGAGCAAAUGUUUAAUUUUUUUCCAUUCUAGUCAAAGAGGGAAAUAUGAGUGUAUGAGUGUGGGUAUGUGUAGGAAGGGGUUGUUUUGCAGUUUCUAAAGGAAAAAGUUGUAAAAGUUAUUGUAAUGACAAAAUGGAGUCCUGCCUUAGGGAUGUAUAAAGUCAGGAGCCUUGAUGAACAGAAAGACAUAAUGGCAACAUGCAGUGUCCUGUUUACUCUGAAUGACUUAUGCCUUGGCAAUUCCCAGCAGA
Messenger RNA from Monopterus albus (swamp eel), 2419 nucleotides. RefSeq names its product transmembrane protein 178Bb (gene tmem178bb). The record is from RefSeq and is a predicted model, not a curated record. The transcript has 5 exons. NCBI's taxonomy places the organism in Eukaryota, Metazoa, Chordata, Actinopteri, Synbranchiformes, Synbranchidae. Gene Ontology annotation, cellular component: membrane. The coding region runs from base 467 to 1342 and encodes 291 amino acids.